Lobosporangium transversale is the source of this 1015-nucleotide messenger RNA. Its product is annotated as spermidine synthase. Gene Ontology annotation, cellular component: cytosol. The transcript is spliced from 5 exons. Gene Ontology annotation, molecular function: spermidine synthase activity. NCBI's taxonomy places the organism in Eukaryota, Fungi, Mortierellomycota, Mortierellomycetes, Mortierellales, Mortierellaceae. The coding region runs from base 64 to 957 and encodes 297 amino acids. Gene Ontology annotation, biological process: spermidine biosynthetic process. The record is from RefSeq and is a predicted model, not a curated record.
UUUCUUCCCACCCUCAAUCACUCCUUUCUCCAAUCUGUACGUUGAACUUGCAUCGCAUCUGACAUGGCAGAGACACUUACCCAUCCACUCGUCAAGGACGGCUGGUUUAAAGAGACUAGCACUCUCUGGCCCGGCCAGGCCAUGACCCUUGAGGUCAAGGAAAUCCUCCAUGUCGAGAAGUCACUCUACCAGGAUGUGCUUGUCUUUCAAUCCACCUCUUAUGGCAAUGUCCUCGUUCUCGAUGGUGUCAUCCAGGCCACCGAGCGCGAUGAGUUCUCCUACCAGGAAAUGAUGACCCAUGUCCCCAUGAACUGUCAUCCCAACCCCAAAAAGGUCUUAGUCAUUGGAGGAGGUGAUGGAGGUGUCUUGCGUGAGGUUAUUAAGCAUGAGGGCGUUGAAGAGGUCGUUCUCUGCGAGAUUGAUCAGGCUGUCAUUCGUGCGUCUAAGUUCUUGCCCAGCAUGGCUGCUGGCUUCGAGCACCCCAAAGUCAAGGUUCACAUUGGUGACGGAUUUGCUUUUCUCGAAGACAAGGUUGAUAGCUUUGAUGUCAUCAUCACAGAUUCUUCUGAUCCUGUUGGCCCUGCUGCCUCUCUAUUUCAGGCCAAGUUCUUUGAGCUCAUGAAGAAUGCCCUUCAUGCUGGUGGAAUCAUUUGCACACAAUGCGAGUGCAUCUGGCUCCACCUACCCAUCAUCAAGGAAGUCUUGGGCUUUAGUCGUAAGCUUUUCCCCCGAGUUGAGUAUGGCUUCACAACCAUCCCAACCUAUCCCUGCGGUCAAAUCGGUCUCAUGGUCUGCUCCAAGGACCCCAACACCAGCAUCAGGGAGCCAGUGCGCCAGUGGUCUAAGGAGCAGGAGGCGAAGCUAUGUCGCUACUACAACACAGAGAUUCACAAGGCUUGCUUUGUCCUACCUCAAUUCGCCAAAGCAGCCCUUGAGGCCCCUGAGGAGUCCAAGUAAAGCGUGCUACCAUAGCUUUUGUUAUUUGUCUUUUUUUUUUUCCACCACAUGCAUCCAU